AUGGUCAAGCAGUGGAACCAUUUCAGGAACGACAUCACCCACUUGUACAUUCAAGAGCGUCGCACGCUGAAGGAGGUGCAGGAUAUCAUGAGCCAGAAACAUGGUUUCAAUGCGUCCAUCCGUUCCUAUCGUCAACGCUUCGAUCAGUGGGACCUGCAAAAGUACAAGUGCAAGAAACGAACGGCGCGUCGGCAGCAGCAAGGCGAACAGCCGCCAAACGAUCAAAGGCAGUCGUCGGGGAGCGCGUCACCCUGGCUUUCGACUCCUCAGACACCGCCGACCUAUGCCCAGCACGAAGGCCCUCCUCCUCACCUGAGCAUCCCAACAUCGGCGUACUGCUCUCCACACCUUGGGGCGUUAGAUAGCCUUCACAACGUCGAUGAGACUCAAGCCGUACACCUGGAGCGGUAUGCCGGAUGCCGCAACGACCAGGAGGCGCCGACGCUGACCAUGUUUGCACACAAGUUUGAUGAUAUGCCGCAAGCAUACGGCUCGGACGAGUAUGGAUUCUUCCCAGUCAUCCAGCCCAACCCUGAAGUGUUCGGACGACCUUACUGA
Messenger RNA from Emericellopsis cladophorae, 558 nucleotides. RefSeq lists its product as uncharacterized. Bases 1 to 558 code for a protein of 185 amino acids. The transcript has 2 exons. NCBI's taxonomy places the organism in Eukaryota, Fungi, Ascomycota, Sordariomycetes, Hypocreales, Bionectriaceae. The record is from RefSeq and is a predicted model, not a curated record.